Molecule: messenger RNA, 1578 nt
Organism: Orbicella faveolata
Lineage: Eukaryota; Metazoa; Cnidaria; Anthozoa; Scleractinia; Merulinidae
Product: polycystin-1-like protein 2
Biological process (GO): detection of mechanical stimulus
Cellular component (GO): membrane
Molecular function (GO): protein binding; calcium channel activity; calcium ion binding
Source: RefSeq, a predicted model, not a curated record
AUGAAACAAAUAUUUGUUCCCAACGUCUAUGCAGGAUUCUGGUACAACGGCGAAAAAGAAAUCCGGGAAGUAUAUUUUGAGAACAAGAUGUCCAUAUUGGUUGGUGUGCCACGAAUGAGACAAGUCAGAAUUACAACAAGUUCUUGUGGUAGGCUCAGCCACAUUAUUGCAAAUUGUCAUUAUGACUACACUCCAAAAAUCGAGGACAGAACCAUGUUCAGCUUGCCUGGCUGGAUGCCACUGUCACGGAACACUUCAUUUCCUGAAGCUCUUGCUGUUUGCCCAGAACCUUGGCGAUACCAAACCCCGCAAGAAAUCAAGAGUGGUGCAGUUCGCGGUAAAUACAAACUUUACGAGGGUGGAGGAUAUAUAGCCAUUCUAGGGUACGACAAGGAAACAGCAGAUCGCGUUGUUAGGGAGGCCUCUGCGAAUAGAUGGGUUGAUCAACAGACAAGGGCUAUUAUGGUAGAACUCACUGUAUUUAACGCCAACACGAAUUUGGUCAGCAUCGCUACUUACUUUUAUGAGGUACUCGCAACUGGAGCAGCCUUUACAUCAGUGCGGGUUGACACACUUGAAUUGUACAGCACACAGUCGGGAACUCAAGACUUUUAUCUCAUUUGCCAAUUUCUAUUCAUAGUUAUGGUGCUUUUCUAUUUUGUUAUGAUUUUAAUCAAUCUCUGCCGACAGAAACUUAGCUUUUUUACGUGCCCGUGGAACAUUGUUCAGGUUUUGCAAGUUGCUUCAUCUGCAUCUUCUGUCGCCUUCUACAUAGUACGAGCAAAAUGUGUCUUGCAGAGCAUCAAGGAUAUUCACAGGAAUCCCUAUGGCUUAAUUAACUUCCAAACAUCACUUUCUUGGGCAAACUAUGAAAACAUUUUGAUCUCCUUCGCCAUAUUCUUGGCGACCGUGAAGCUUUUACAUCUUAUUCGUUUCAACCCCUCAGUGGUAUAUUUAUUUUCGUCCUUCCGACAGUCUAUCACCUACCAGAUAUCAUACUUUUUCUUUUUUCUGCUCAUCCUCAACGCGUUCGCCAUAUGCGGAGUAAUGCUGUUUGGACGAACGCUUCAAUUAUACUCCAGCUAUACAAGUGCUUUCACUGGUCAAAUUGAAUUUUUGCUUGGGAAAGCUUUCCCGCUAGAGGAGAUUCGAGUUGAAAAUCGAAUCAUUGGUCCAGCAUUCGCUGUCCUUUAUACGCUGACAGUGCUAAUUUUACUUGUCAAUAUGAUAGUGUCUAUGCUCAACGAAUCUUACACUCAAGCCAAAACCAACGUCGAAGAUAGUGUGGAGGAUCUUGAAAUGGCUCAUUUUAUUGGGGAACGUUUCUCAGGAAUAUUUGGUAGCGAGAAAAGAGGAACUGAUUUAAAGAAGUUGUUUUGCGACGAAGCCGUGGUGGUCAACAUGUGUCACUCGGAUGCUGAGCCAUUUUGUUUGAACUCUGAUGUGAUCCUCCAAUGCACAGACGAACGUUCAGAGAGAGUGGAUAAACAGCUCGCAAUGCUUCUCAAGUUGACACGCAGUCAGGAGAAAGAUAGUAUAGGAGAAGAUGUUGAACUGUUAAAGCUGAUAGUACAAUAA